UCUUAAACUGAAGAAAUCCAUGUUCGAAUCCCUGGGCAACUAUGAAAAGGAAUGAUGGUUUUCUGCACUCUCUACCUUUCCUUCACACUAGAUGCUGUGACAGAAGCAAAAGAACAGAGCAAAGGAACUAAAGGAAAAAAGAGAUCAAAGGCCAAAGAUCAGCGCCUGAGGGUUCAGGAAUCCUCUCCUGACCCAGUGCUGAGAGUAAAUCCAGGGACCUCCGCAGACUAUACCCUUGUAGAGGAUUAUGAGCAAAGCAUUCAUGAGAUGGUUGCCCAUCUGCGGAACAGCUCUGAGCCAGUGGACAGCAAGUGCCAGGUCAACCUGAGACUUUGGAUGUCCAACAAGAGGAGUUUGUCUCCUUGGGCUUAUAGGAUAAAUCAUGAUCCAGCACGAAUACCAGCUGAUAUCCCAGAAGCACACUGCUUAUGUACAGGAUGCAUCAAUCCAUUCACCAUGCAGGAAGACCGCACCAUGGUGAGCAUUCCCAUCUACAGCAAAAUACCAGUGCGCCGUCUGCUAUGUGACCCAAGCAAGUCUCACAGAAAGAAGAAAAAGUGUCACAAAGAGCAAAAAAUGGUUGUGGAGACCAUUGCUGUUGGUUGCACUUGCAUCUUCUGAAGAAUCUCUGCUCCCUACUUCAGGUGCCUACUGGGAAAGUACUGCUUUUGAAUUCUUUCCUCUUGCCAAUUCUGGAUGGCAAAGUUUCCUCCAGCAUCUCAGCUCUUCUCUUUCUUCUGCCAGG
Messenger RNA from Sceloporus undulatus (fence lizard), 745 nucleotides. RefSeq names its product interleukin 17B (gene IL17B). Lineage: Eukaryota; Metazoa; Chordata; Lepidosauria; Squamata; Phrynosomatidae. Gene Ontology annotation, molecular function: cytokine activity. The transcript has 3 exons. The record is from RefSeq and is a predicted model, not a curated record. Gene Ontology annotation, biological process: inflammatory response. Bases 52 to 621 code for a protein of 189 amino acids. Gene Ontology annotation, cellular component: extracellular region.